Messenger RNA from Onychostoma macrolepis, 1513 nucleotides. RefSeq names its product odorant receptor 131-2-like. The record is from RefSeq and is a predicted model, not a curated record. Lineage: Eukaryota; Metazoa; Chordata; Actinopteri; Cypriniformes; Cyprinidae. The transcript has 3 exons. Gene Ontology annotation, cellular component: membrane. Gene Ontology annotation, molecular function: G protein-coupled receptor activity. Gene Ontology annotation, biological process: G protein-coupled receptor signaling pathway. Bases 184 to 1155 code for a protein of 323 amino acids.
UUAGCACUGAGAGGGUAUAACCCUGUUGAUUUGAUUUUAAUGGGGGUUUUGUGUCUGAAAAACAAACAUAUUUAUUGCAAGUCGUAAGGUUUCACUUCCCACCGUUUCGAGCUGCAGCUAUAUAAGUUCAGAAUCUGGAGCAGAUAGAAGGCUGAUGUCUGACUUAUUCACGGCAGAAGGCUUAUGGCGGGGUCCAAUGGCACAAUUGGGGAUGCGUCUUUCACUCAUCAGCAAGUCUUUAAGCUGGACAUGGAUGCUGCCACCAGUACUAAAACUGCAGUAGCUGUGUUAACAUCUCUGUUCUUCUGUUUUGUAAACUGUGUGAUGCUUUUUGCUCUAAAAAGCAAGCGCAGAUUCCAGGAGACGCCGCGCUACAUUCUUUUUGGCCACAUGCUUAUGAAUGACUCUGUGCUUUUGCUGGUCACAACUAUUAUGUACACAUUGGCUCUCUGUUUUCUUCCAAUACCUAAAUCUAUUUGCACUCUGUUAGUCUUUAUAUCAUACUGUACAUUCUUUAACGCUGCUUUGACACUAGCACUGAUGUCUCUGGAGCGGUACGUGGCGAUCUGCUUCCCUCUGAGGCACUGCAACAUCGCCACACCAAAAAGAACUGGAAUCGCCAUAGGAAUCAUCUGGUUCCUUAGUUCUAUCAAUAUUAUAGCUGACAUUAUUCUUGCUUUAAGUGUCAAACCCAAUUAUUUAGCAGAUAUUGCAUUCUGCACACUAGAAAAAUUGUUUAUAGCCAAAUGGCAGCUGGAUAAAUCUCAAGGGUUUGAUGUUCUUUAUUUUGUGUCUGUUGCAGUGAUCAUAAUUUUCACAUACAUUAGCAUUAUGAUCACAGCCAGGUCUGUUUCCUCUGAUAAAGAUUCUGCUAAGAAAGCCCUCAAAACUGUGCUCUUGCACUUGAUUCAGCUGGGACUGUGUCUCACCUCUUUCCUGUAUGCAACAAUAGAGAGAACACUAUACACAGUGAUUGGAAGCGGCUCUUCUCUCUUCAUAAAUCUGAGAUAUGUAAAUUAUAUUAUUGUUCUUAUUCUGCCGCGCUGCCUGAGUCCUCUGAUCUAUGGCAUGAGAGAUGAAGCUGUGGGGCCUUUAUUUAAAUAUUUUUUCUGCUAUUGUUCAGGCAAAGUAAGGCCCUCUGUUAUCAUGCAUUAAUUGUAUGGUAUGAGAGGAUAUGUAAUAAUAAUUUGAUAAGCAAAUGAUAAUAUCAAAAGGGGAAAAAAUGUUGUACCCAUGUGUGUUUGUUUGGUUCAUGGACUAUGAUUUAUAAAUGUUGCAGCAGUACUGUGGACUAAUGCUGUAUAUAAAUGUAUAAAGCUCACUCCAAAAUAUGACAUGUGAUAAACAGGUUUUGUGUCACAUAAUGAUUAAACCUGUUAAUGCCCUCAAGCAAUUCUUAGCAAACUCUUAGAUUAACUUAUUCUCUCCCGAUUUUUUAAAAAGAUUUUUAAAAGUGUAAGUGAUAUGUGCAUAAUUUAACAUACUUAUUAUUUUCUUAUAUUUAUUUUUCAUG